Molecule: messenger RNA, 940 nt
Organism: Lolium rigidum
Lineage: Eukaryota; Viridiplantae; Streptophyta; Magnoliopsida; Poales; Poaceae
Exons: 7
Coding region: 1-504 (167 amino acids)
Source: RefSeq, a predicted model, not a curated record
AUGGAAUGCAUCAGCCGGAGCAGAAGCGGAGACGGCCCAAGCAAACCCGCCGCCCCCUCCGCCGCCGGGGAGGAGGAGGAGCUCGGCGUGACGCCGCCGCUCCUCGACUUCCUCCGGACGCUCUCCCCCGACGCCUUCAAGUCGUCCGCCCUCCAGCUCCACCAAGGUGGCUCCGGUGAGGCGGCGGGCGGCGAGCUCUCGGACUGGCAGCAGCGGCACGCCGUCCUCGUGCUCGCCAGAGCCAAGGAACUCGCUAAGAUCCGGUAUGAUCUGUGCCCACGCCACAUGAAGGAUAAGCAGUUCUGGUCAUUAUACUUCCUGCUCGCCAGGAGCUACAUCUUACCGUACGAGUUACGUGCCAUACAAAAAGAGAAGGUAAGAAGGAUGGAGACAGAAAACAGGAAGCCCACAAAUGCGAUUACUGUUGAGGUGGAGAUGCAAGAAUCGAAGUGCAGUACAGAUUCUCAAACGUUAACAGAUGAUUCAGAAAAUCAUGAUGCUUAGUUAGUGUUUACAAGUCUGGAACCUAAGGAAGGGCGCUUGAUAUCACUAGGUUUAGUAACUAUCACAAACUAUAUAGAGAACUGGGGCGCCUGUUUGUCCUUCAGGGCCAAUUGGAACACCCAUGAGAUCAUGCUGGCAGCUUGUAUUCGUCGACUAGGAGGACGAUGUCCUUGUCGGUGACGACCCUUGGCAGGAAUUCGUGAACAGCACGUCCUGUAUAAAGAACCUUCCCCGCAGGAGGUGCAGCAGAUGGGCAAGCAGGGCAGGCUAGGUAGUAGCAGCUGUUGCGUCUGUUGGUUCGGUCGAAGUAAAUUUCUGAAGAAGAGAAGCCGUUCGCAGCUUAAGGCUUGCUCUGCUGCGUAUGUUUCCGUAGCCCUUUUCCUUUCCCUAGUUUUUCCGAGACCUGGAACUCGAAGCACAUAGAUCAUGCCUUUGC